Vitrella brassicaformis is the source of this 3679-nucleotide messenger RNA. NCBI's taxonomy places the organism in Eukaryota, Vitrellaceae. The record is from the annotation of a GenBank genome assembly.
GGGACGCUUGGCGGCUCCCAUCGCGGCCUCAUGUCCCUCAUUGGACCUUAUUCAGCCACCGCCGACGAAAUCUGACGGUGCAUUCAGCCUGUGGGCAUUGCUGGGUGCCCUGGCCCUGUGUGGGCCAUCCGUAGCGUCUGUGCGAAGGCUGCUGAAGGGUCCUGCACGCCUGCAACAGCCUCCUGCAGCGCCACCGUGACCGAGUGGUGCCGUUUUGCAACAGUGCAGUGCCAGCAGCCAGCAGAGCAUCCCUCAAGGCUUGGCCGCCUAGGCAGACCGCCCCGCCCCCGCCCCUCUUCAAUCCACCUGUCGCAUCUUUUCCCCCCCUGGUGAUAAUUGUCGCUCUCGAGCCUCGCCUGACAUCCUCAUCGCCAUUUGCAACGAUCUUUGCCCGUCUUUAGCACCUGCCUGCCGUCAUGAUGGCCUUGCUGAGUUGGCUGGUUGCGCUGGUACAGCGGCUGUUCGAGGACCGGACGCACUCCUUCUCGGCGGCGCUUAAGCUCACACUACGACUCUCCCCACUAGGUGCGCAUCGCAUUCAUGCAGAGGGAGGGAGGGAGGGAGGGGGGCGGGAAGGCGCUCUUAUGCAGAGGCGUUUGGUUUGUGUGGUGGGAUGUUGUUUGUGUCAUGCAGAGGCGCUCAGCAUCUUCGUACUCACGACCGUCAUAAUGGACCCGUCAUGGGUGCGCCAGGCGCUCACCCCCGCGUGGCACCGCUGGAUGGCCAUCGUCAACACACGGCUCUACCAACAGCACGUUGGCAAACCCGCCACCCGGACGAUCGCGGGCAAGGGAGUCGCCCUCGUCCUGGCGACCCUGGGGCUGUGCAUCCUGGCGAUCGUCUCUGUGGCGGAGUACAUGUUCGACCACUUCCAGCGGCUGCUGGUCGACCUGUACGAUGUCUUCUUCGCCCCCAAUGACCACCACCACCACCACCAUGCCACCCCACCCCAACCCGAUCCUCGGCAUCUGAUCCCUCCGUCUCCUGAUGGCCGUGUGUGUGGCUCGACCGAGCAUGUCUUUGACCUUGACCCAACCUCCCCCCUCAACGACCCCGCAGCGCCCGUCUACCGCCGACCCCUGUGGACCCAAGCUGUGUCCUUCUCCCCGCCCCCGAAAGGCACAUCACACGACGAGUCGGCUACACGCACACAGGGCGGCGCCGACAAGACAGCUGUGGAGACCCAGAUGGUGGUCGAGCACUAUGAGGAAGACCAGGAGGCCCGGCAGGCGCGGGAGGCUGCCACUGCGGCUCUGCAGGAGGCGACUGAGCGUCUGCUGUCGACCACGCCGGGAAAGCAGCCGCCCACCUGCUACGGCAUUUCGCGCACCAUUGACCAGGCCAAUGUGGUGAUCGCCCGUCGCAAGGACGGCCUGAUGCGGCCCAAUAUGGCUGUCGACGAGAGGAGGGCAGGGGCGAUGGGGAUGAGCCAGGCGACGACAUGCUGCCGGCCCAGCUGCAACUUCACCGCAUCCUUCGAGUCCACCGACCUGCCCAGCCGAUCGCACUCUCCGCCGCCCCACCGCGGUCGCACCAUGGACACCAGCACCGAGCAGUCCACUAAGACGACCGGCCGCAUCGGCAGCGUCAUGACCAUCAUGGAAGGCACGCUGGUCGGCGUGCACUCGAGGAAGGGCGGCGUGGACGAGGCCUUCAGCCACGUGUACAACAGCAUCAUGGCCUCAGCAGAGGAGCACGACCCUCCCCGAAGGCAGCAGCACAGGCCCACAGCCACCAGCUACACCAUCGGACCCCAGAUGGCCGGCUGCGACGGUCUGCUGCCCACUCGUAUUCGCCACCCCUUCCCCCAGCAGCAGGUCCACCUGCCCUAUGUGCCCGGGCAGCAGCAGAUGCAGGAGGGGUAUGGGAUGCGGGAGGGGUAUCACGCCGGCGUGUGUGAGGGGGGAGUAUACCCUGGGAGUGGGGGGUAUGGGUAUGGUGGCGGAGGGGGGAUGGAGCAGCCGGGGCCAUAUGCGGGGCCGCCAAUGGGACUGGAGCACACCAGCCUUCAUCGAGCCUUUUGCACCACAUCUGAGGGUACGCAGGGCAGGGGAGGGAGGGAGGGUGACCAUUCGUCCAUCAGCCAGCCAAUGGCACUCCUCCCCUUGUCUCCCUCUCUGUGUGUGUGUUGGUCAGAUGUGAAAACCAACAUCCACGACCUGUUGUUCGCCGUCAAGAAGGGCUCCAGCACCAGCAAGCCGCUGAACGCCAACGCUCCGCCUUUCCCCGACCCCUCACUCCCCACCUACCGACCCAGCAUUACCGCACUCAUGAACCAAGACAACGAUCUCGGCGUAGAGGCCUUGCUGCAGGAGGCCAGCAGCAGCCAGUGGUGUCAGAGCGGUGUGUGGUGGGGCUCCACGUGCAGCCGCAAGUGUAGUGACAAGGCAGAUGGCGGUGUCGCGCCCUGCAAACGGGACAUCAUGUUGGCCGAGGUCAGUCAGUCAGUCAGUUAGCGAGGGGGAGAGCACAGAGACACCGAUGGAUGGAAUGAGGCACGUUUGGGCACCUGGUCGGUCUCUGUGUGUGUCAUCACAUACAUCAGGCGUUCGGCCCUUCCCUGUUCUUCACUCCCAUGCCCGAGGAGGGCCGCCAGCACACCACUACCACCACGUCGGCCAUCACCAGCAGCACCCACACCCACACCCACACCCACACCACACCCACCAACAGCCACUCCGGCUCACGUGCCCCUCCCUGCCCACCACCCUUCGCCCCAUCUGUCGGCACCCUGGUGGCCCGCUGCGCGCUGCACCCGGCAUGGGUGGACGUGCUCAUGGCCCAGGGGGUGACAGUGCCAUCGCUUGCCGCCAUGACGGUGGAGCAGCUGACGACCAUCACGGGCAUGGACGCUCAGCCCGCGGAGACACUCAUUGCACUGGCUGGCGCAGUCGCUGUGGGGCUGCCGGCCUCUUCCUGACUGACUCAUGGACACACCAGAUGGGAUGCCGGGGGGUCGGUUCAUGGACGUAGAGAAGGAAGGCCUGUUUCUCGCUGGCAGCUUGGGUGGCCGGCUGGCUGGCUGGCAGAGUCGCGUGGAUGAUGCCUUUGCGUGUGAGUAACGAUGGAGCUGCUGAGUGAGGCCUUCUUCUUUUCUCUUGCCACACUGGUGUGCUGUAUUGCCCCAUACUGACUGACUUUCCCCACCCCCAUGCGCCGUUGUCGAUACACACACACAAGACAGCCUACCCAUUGCCCACACCACCUACACCCACAUUAACGUAGCGCCCGUCUAUCCCAACGAUCAGACGCAACGCAGUGCACCCCAAACAGACAGACAGACAGGCAGACAGACAGAUAGGCAGACAGGCAGACAGAGAGGCGGAGGGAAGCCAGCCCUUCGAGGAAUAUUCGUGGUUUCGUCAGUCAUCAAUCAGUCUACUAAGAGCCUGAGAGACCAGAGACCGUGACGGCUCUCUUGUGAUUGAUGCAUGUCUCGACGCAUCGUAGUUGUGGCCGCCUGUCGCUGUCUAUCUGCCCGCCUGUUCGAGUGCGUCGAUCCAUUCAUCCAUCCACUCACUCAUGGGUAAAAAUGCGAUGCCUAAGUGUGACUGAGUUGCGUUUGCCUGCCCGCCUGGGUAUAAGGAGGGACCGAGGGAGGGAGGGAUGGAAGGACAGAACGAGCGUGUGCCGUGCACAAGUGGACCAAUGCCUGAUAUAUAUAUAUGCUGAAAACGAG